AUGGGCGGAGGCGGAGUGCAGUCGCAGCAGGCGGAGGCGGCAGAGGAGCAGUAUGUGAAGGCCAAGGUUUCGGUGUGGUGGGACAUCGAGAACUGUCAGGUGCCGCAGAAUUGCGAUCCACACGCGAUUGCGCAGAAUAUAAGCUCAGCUCUUGUUAAGAUAAACUACUGCGGGUCUCUUUCUAUAUCAGCGUAUGGUGAUACCACCAAGAUAUCCACCGCCGUGCAGCAGGCGCUUAAUAGUACCGGCGUCGCCCUCAAUCACGUCCCUGCAGGUGUAAAAGAUGCUAGCGACAAGAAGAUUUUGGUGGAUAUGUUAUUUUGGGCAGUCGACAAUCCUGCACCUGCUAAUUAUUUGUUAAUUUCUGGAGACCGAGAUUUCUCAAAUGCUCUCCACCAGUUACGCAUGCGUCGAUAUAACAUUCUUCUGGCACAACCCCAAAAAGCGUCAGCAUCGCUUCUUGCUGCUGCAAAGAGUGUAUGGCUCUGGACAAGUCUAUCGGCUGGGGGGCCACCACUUACAAAUGUUGAUUCUGCACAGACUCUAAAUAAUGGUUACGGUCAUUUAUCUGGCUCUGACUCAUUACAAGUUCCAGUUAUUAAUUCUGUUCAUGCAAACCAGCCCGAUGAUUCUUCUCAUGGUAGUCACCAAUUGGGAAAUCAAAAAUUCUCGAAUAUGGGAAGAGGGAAUGAUGUAAAACAUAAAGGAAAGCAAAAUCGUAAAAACACGAGUCGACCUAAUAUAUCAAGAACUUCAAGUGCAAUAGGAAUUGAAGAAGAUCAUAACAAGGCCAACUUCCGUCAACCGACCUAUAGGCACCCAAUGCAGUUCAAUGAUUCCCAGGAUUUUUCUGGUACUAAUAAUCUAAAAGUUCCUGAAAAUGGACCAGGAUCCACUCCUAAUUUUACAUCUGGUAGUCCUUAUUUUUCGAGUCACAGGAGUCACCCGCCUGGUUCUUAUCAAAACCACUGUCCUCAUCCACCAAUUAGUUUCCCAUCAACUAAUCAGCACGUACUGCCUCAUUUAGCGCCCCACAGACCUGAUGCAGCCAGCUUUACAUCAGGUCCUCCAACAUAUGCACCCGAUAUUGGUAAUUUAAACAUUUCUGAAUGCCCCAGAAAUGAUCGCAAUCCUCCUCCUUCGCAACCAUGGAAUGGAGGAGAGAGAAGACCAACUUCUAUUGAGUCUGCCAACCGCGUAAACUCGAACAGUCCCCACAAAGGAUAUAAUGCUCAAAAGAACCCUCCAUUUUUUCAAGAGGCGCAGAUCAACAGGUACCCACGUGGCAGUCAAGAAAUUCCGCCACCAUCUUUUGGGAUGGAAACUACUAAUAUGUCUGGUAAUGGUCUAUGGGGGACACCAGGAUGUCCAAAACCUUCUGACUAUAUUCAAGGCCUUACUGGGGUCAUUCUGCUUGCUCUGAACACCCUUAAGAAUGAGAAGAUUGUACCCACAGAGGAAAACAUUGCUGAUUGCAUUAGAUAUGGAGAUCCUCGACAUCGUAAUAUUGAUGUUAAGAAGGCUCUAAUGAGUGCCGUUGAGCAGCAGAUGGUAGUACAGCAGAAGUUAGGUUCUUUGCAGUUGUAUAUUAAAAAGGAUGAGAAACUAUGGCAAUGCGUGGACGCGGCUGGCAAAGCAAAGCAGCACCCAAAGGUGACAUGGUACAAAAUUCAGAAAUUUCUGUCAUCUGCUGAUGGACGAUCUGCAAUACUGAGAACUCAGUGCAGGUACGAGGCAGCUACAGUAAUGAAAAAGAUGUGCUUAAAAGAGCUUGCUUUGGGUGAAGUUCUACAGAUUUUGCACAUGCAUUCUAUGUACCUGUACCACAAAGACAGCCCUUUCAUUGUUGUCAUCUGGUUAAGACUCUUUAAUGAGUUCUGGUGGCAGAAACCACUGGCAUUUGAUGGGAUUUUCAAGAUCUGGAAUUUGAAGGCUACUGUUCUGAAUUCUUUUCUGAAAAAGAGUUUUCGGGAUCCUGAGAGAUGGGUCUGGGAAGUUGUUGGAAUCAUUGUUGGGUUGGUGAUUGUGGCUAUCCUUUUUGCAUUAACCUAUUAUCUUACUUCACAAAAGAAAUCGAGAAGAUCUCUAGACAAGCUCCCCCUUAGCCAAAUACCAACUGUUUCAAAAGAAAUUAAAGAGGUACGGGUAGAACAAGUAUCAACUAAUGAAUUUGUUCAACGUGAUGGGAUUCUUCUGGCCAUUCAUGAUAAAUCCAGUGACAAGGAAUCGGACAAGGUUUUGGUCCAUAUGGAAAUGCCGAAAGUAAAGAAUGGAGACAACAGCAGUCGAUCUGGUUCAUGUCGUCACGUCGAUAGAGAUCAUUAUGAUAUGCAAUCAGGAGAAGAAGGAAGUUCUGGAACAUCCGCACUUUAUAAACCUUCUUCUUCUCAUCCAAUAACUGCUCCUUCGCCGUUAACUGGUCUGCCAGAGUUUUCUCACUUGGGUUGGGGCCAUUGGUUUACGCUAAGAGAUCUUGAGCUUGCAACCAACAGAUUUUCAAAGGAGAAUGUUAUUGGAGAGGGCGGGUACGGCGUUGUUUACCAUGGGCAGUUAAUUAAUGGGACUCCAGUUGCUGUCAAAAAGCUCCUCAACAACUUAGGUCAAGCAGAAAAAGAAUUUAGAGUUGAGGUUGAUGCUAUUGGCCACGUGCGUCACAAAAAUUUGGUUCGACUUCUGGGAUACUGUAUUGAAGGAACUCAUAGGAUGCUGGUCUAUGAGUAUGUCAACAACGGCAAUUUAGAACAAUGGCUUCAUGGAGCUAUGCGCCAUCACGGAUUUCUUACUUGGGAGGCCAGAAUGAAGGUCCUCAUUGGCACGGCUAAGGCUCUUGCCUACUUGCAUGAGGCAAUCGAACCAAAAGUGGUACAUCGGGACAUAAAGUCCAGCAAUAUACUGAUUGAUGAAGACUUCAAUGCGAAGGUCUCCGAUUUUGGUCUGGCUAAGCUGCUUGGUGCUGGGAAAAGUCACAUCACAACUCGUGUCAUGGGUACUUUCGGAUACGUGGCUCCUGAAUAUGCAAAUACCGGCUUUUUAAAUGAAAAGAGUGAUGUUUAUAGCUUUGGGGUUUUGCUGUUAGAGGCAAUCACGGGAAGAGAUCCCGUUGACUAUGGUCGAGCUGCUCAAGAGGUAAAUCUAGUUGAUUGGUUGAAAAUGAUGGUUGGAAGUAGGCGCUCUGAGGAGGUGGUAGAUCCAAAUAUUGACACAAGGCCAUCAACUAGAGCCCUCAAGAAAGCCCUCUUGACUGCUUUACGUUGUGUUGAUCCAGAUUCUGACAAGAGACCCAGGAUGAGCCAAGUUGUCCGGAUGCUUGAAUCAGAAGAAUAUCCAAUAUCAAGAGAGGAUCGAAGGCACAGAAGAAGUCGAGCAGGUAGCACGGAUAUGGAAUCCCAACGAGAGAACUCGGACACUGACAAAAGUGACAACCAGGAGCUGAGGCGGCUGUCAGGCACUCUCUGA
Fraxinus pennsylvanica is the source of this 3456-nucleotide messenger RNA. The record is from the annotation of a GenBank genome assembly. NCBI's taxonomy places the organism in Eukaryota, Viridiplantae, Streptophyta, Magnoliopsida, Lamiales, Oleaceae.